This is a messenger RNA of Aphanomyces astaci, 926 nucleotides long. RefSeq lists its product as hypothetical. Lineage: Eukaryota; Oomycota; Saprolegniomycetes; Saprolegniales; Verrucalvaceae. Gene Ontology annotation, cellular component: plasma membrane. Bases 14 to 769 code for a protein of 251 amino acids. The record is from RefSeq and is a predicted model, not a curated record. Gene Ontology annotation, biological process: actin cytoskeleton organization. The transcript has a single exon.
UUGGCAUUCGAAAAUGUCGACGGCCAACCCCCGCCGCAACAAGAAUGGCGAAGUGAUCAUCAAGUCCGGUGUGCUCUUCAAGAGAGGCUCCGGCGGGGGUCUCUUGAAGCGGAAGAACUGGAAGCCUCGGUACUUCGAACUGACCCAGCAUGCGCUUCGGUACUUCACCGUGCAAGACGGCGAGUUGAAAGGCGACAUCAACCUCAAAAUGUGUGGCGAAGACACCCUCGAGAUCAUGCCUGCCGACUCGAUGAAGACGGGUGGGUCCGCGUCCACGAUAUGGCGUAUUGCUGUGAACACACCGGACCGCCGUCUCCUUGUUGCCGCCGGUACGGAGCACGAGAUGAACGACUGGGUCGACGCGCUCCUGGACGUGUUUCGCGCCAACACCACCGGAAGCGGGGGCGCUGGUCGGCCGUCCCAAAUGCAAAAGCUGCCUCCGCAGCAACAGCAUGCAGCGGUGGCGGUCCCACCGCGUUCUAGUAUCGCAUCCAAGUCGCACUUUUGGCCGUCCGACUACUCUGACAACGACUCGUCCUCGGACACCGACGAUGGACGGCACAGCCACGCAAGCAGCGGCAGCCGUCAUAGCACCGUGUCCGCCUCUUCAAAGCAACAACAUCAGCACAUUGCCGAUCGCUUUAUCAUCGCGCUGCCUCCGCAUCGCCGCGUCGCGGGAGAUUCUGGCAGCCGGACUGCCCCAACCAAGCCGCCAUCGCUGGCUGCCAAAACCGAUUCCUUUGAAACCCACGGGGAAUACGCGUUCUAGGAGCCCCGUCAGUCUUGUUGAGGCCAUGGAAUUUUUAAGUUAUGGUGUGAUUGCCGCCACAUUCUUCUAGUGUUGGACACAUGGACAAUUCGAGUACUAUAUUCUUACAGUUCCAUUGUACUCCAGAGGAUAUAUAUAUAUAUAUAUAUAUAUAUUA